Condylura cristata (star-nosed mole) is the source of this 1224-nucleotide messenger RNA. It is a transcript of the gene CX3CR1, whose product is annotated as chemokine (C-X3-C motif) receptor 1. NCBI's taxonomy places the organism in Eukaryota, Metazoa, Chordata, Mammalia, Eulipotyphla, Talpidae. Gene Ontology annotation, molecular function: C-X3-C chemokine receptor activity. Gene Ontology annotation, biological process: cell adhesion; chemotaxis; immune response. The record is from RefSeq and is a predicted model, not a curated record. Bases 12 to 1124 code for a protein of 370 amino acids. Gene Ontology annotation, cellular component: membrane. The transcript has 2 exons.
GGUGGACUGGCAUGUCCAGAGGCCUCUUCCCAGGUCCAGUUCAGGUCCUCACCAUGUCCACUGUUUCCCCUGACUCAGUUUUUAAAAACUUUGAGUACGAUGAGUCUAGUGAAGCCUGUUACCUGGGGGACAUUGUGGCCUUCGGUUCUGUCUUCCUGCCCGUAAUCUACUCCAUGGUCUUUGCCUUUGGCCUUGUGGGAAAUCUGCUGGUGGUAUUUGCCCUCACCCACAGCCAGAAGCGCAAAAGUAUCACGGACAUUUACCUACUGAACCUGGCCUUGUCUGAUCUGCUCUUUGUAGCCACUCUCCCCUUCUGGACUCACUACUUGACCAAUGAACAAGGCCUUCACCAUGCCAUGUGCAAACUCACUACUGCCUUCUUCUUCAUUGGCUUCUUUGGAGGCAUCUUCUUCAUCACCAUCAUCAGCAUCGAUAGAUACCUGGCCAUCGUCAUGGCUGCCAACUCCAUGAACAACAGAACUGUGCAACACAGUGUCACCAUCAGCCUGGGCGUCUGGGCAGUGGCCAUAUUGGUGGCAGCACCCCAGUUCAUGUUCACAAAACAAGUAGAAAACGAGUGUCUAGGUGACUACCCCGAGGUCCUGGAGGACAUCUGGCCUGUGCUCCGCAACAUGGAGGUGAACUUCCUUGGCUUCCUGCUCCCCCUGCUCAUUAUGAGUUACUGCUACUUCAAAAUCCUGCGGACACUGUUCUUCUGCAAGAACCACAAGAAAGCCAAAGCCAUUAAACUGAUCCUGCUGGUGGUUGUCGUGUUCUUCCUCUUCUGGACCCCCUACAAUGUUAUGAUCUUCUUAGAGACACUCAUCUUCUAUGACUUCUUUCCCAACUGUGACAUGAAGAGGAAUGUGAGGAUGGCCCUGAAUGUGACUGAGACCACUGCAUUUAUUCACUGUUGCCUCAACCCGUUCAUCUAUGCCUUUGCUGGAGAGAAGUUCAGACAUUACCUUUGCCACCUGUACAGGAAAUGCCUGACUGUCCUGUGUGGUCGUUCAGUCCACGUCACUUUUUCCCUGUCUGAAACCCAAAGAAGCAGACAGGAGAGCAUGGUCAGCAGCAAUGUUACUCACUUCUCCAGUGUUGACGAUACAUCCAUCCAUCUCUGAGAGGAUCGCCAAGCCUUGUCCCUGCAGAAACCCGGGGCCUGAAAAAUGAGUGCAGAUUUUUUUGGCUUUGUUUUUUACUUCCAAGAAAUGAUGAACCCAA